UUAGAAACUCAAAGUUUCGAGAUAGAUGUUUUGGUAGGAAUGGGGAACUGGAGAAAUUAUAUGGUGCUAAUUGCUUCAAUUGUAAACAUACUUGAGUUAUGGUUCAAUUGAUUCUCAAUUAAAUUCAAUUAAAGCAAAAGAACUUCUUUCAAGACAGAAGAAAGGUGUGAAUCUAUAUGAGAAGCCUUCAUCUCAUGGAGAAUCAGCUGUACUGCAAGGUCACCGUUUAUCUCAACUCAUUGACCUCCAUUGAAGACUCCGAUUUGGAGUCGUUUCUCAAAGCCAAGCAAUAUUACAACCGACUCGGCCGCGUCUGGAAGUGAAGCUUCUUGCUUUACGGCCCCUCCGGCACCGGGAAAUCCAGCUUCGUCGCCACCAUGGCCAAUUUCAUCAGCUACUACGUCUACGAUCUCGACCUCUCUAGGGUUAAAGACGACUCGGAGUUGAAGAUGCUUCUUUUACAGACCACGAGCAAGUCGGUGAUCCUCAUCGACGACCUGGAUCGGUUCUUCGCGGAGAAAUCGACGGCGGUCAGCUUCUCCGGCAUAUCGAACUUCAUGGACGGCUUGCUCAAAUCGUGCUACGCCAAAGAGAGAGUCAUGACGAGGUUGAUGCGAUUCGGAACCUCUGCACUUUCGUUGUGCUGGGUAUAAGAUUUUGGAAGAAAAAAAAAUUCUGGGUAUAUGUUUAGCGAUGGGGGCUUAAUGGGAAAAUGAGUAAAAUUUAUUUAUAUAUUUUUAAUAUAAAUAGGUUGCUGGGUGUACAUAGAUUUCUGCUGGGUACAUUUAGAAACACCCGUUUUGUUCGAUCGGAUGGCUUCCCGUCAGUUUGUCGAUUUCUUCCGCCGGGAAAAAGCGCACCAAUAGUACUAAACUGUUUGAGAAGAUGACUUCAAAGUUGCAGUCGGUCAAUUCAGUGCUCGAUGAUGCUGAGGAGAAGCAAAUCAGAAACCCUGCAGUGAAGAAGUGGCUUGACGAGCUUAAAGAUGCUAUCUAUGCUGCGGGGGAUCUGCUGGAUGAAGUCAAUACCGAAGCUCUGCGGCUCAAAGUAGAAGUAGAAGGUAAAGCGGAAAAGAACGACACCGGCUGGAGGGACAUUGUCAAUUCCAGUUCAAUUGAUGAAUUUGACAAAAGUCUUGAACACAAGAUAAAAGACAUUCUCCAUAGGGUAGAACUUCUUGCAAACAAGAAACAAGUACUUGAUUUGAAAGAAUGUGUUGUAGUAAGACCACAAGUAAGAUUACCUGCUACAUCUGUGGUAGAAGAGCACGCGGUGUACGGCAGGGAUGAUGACAAAGAGCGCAUUAUACAACUUCUGGGAUCACAGGAUGCAAGUGGCAGUACUGUGGGUGUGAUUCCUAUUGUGGGCAUGGGUGGGAUCGGGAAGACCACCCUUGCUCAGCUUGUCUACAAUGAUGAUAGAGUAAAGAAGAUCGCCCGUGAUGAUGCAGUACAGACCAGGGUAAAGAAGAUCGCCCGUGAUGAUGCAGUACAGACCAGGGCUUCCAACUUUGACAUCCAAGCAUGGGUUUGUGUUUCAGAAGAAUUUGACGUGGUUAGAAUAACCCAAACAAUUCAUGGGUCAGUCAUCACUGGUCAGACUUGUUGUGUUAAGGAUUUGAAUCUACUUCAAGUUCAAUUGAAGGAUGCUUUGGCGGGGAAGAAGUUUCUCAUUGUUCUUGAUGAUGUUUGGAACGAGAAUUAUGCUCUGUGGGAUGUCUUGAGGGGGCCGUUCCAGUCUGGAGCACAAGGAAGUAAGAUCAUUGUCACAACACGCAAUCACGGUGUUGCAUCUGUGAUGGGUACUGUUCUGAAACCCUGCUAUCUAAGGCAAUUAUCUGAGCAAGAUUGCUGGAAACUGUUUGCUAAACAUGCCUUUGAAAAUGCAAAAGUUGGUGAACAUCCACAUCUUGAAGUAAUGGGAAGAGAGAUUGUGAGAAAGUGUAAAGGUCUUCCCUUGGCUGCAAAAUCACUUGGAGGUCUUUUACGCUCUGAACUGGAUCCGAAACAAUGGGAGAUGAUAUUGAACAGUGACAUAUGGGAGUUAUCAGCAAAGGAGAGCAACAUUCUGCCUGCUCUAUGGUUGAGCUAUCAAUAUCUAUCUUCAGAUCUCAAGCGGUGUUUUGCCUUUUGUUCGAUAUUCCCCAAAGGUUACGAAUUUACUAAAUCGGAAUUAGUAUCGUUGUGGAUGGCUGAAGAUCUCUUACAACCUGAAAGGAGGAAAACAAUGGAACAAGUUGGAGAUGACUACUUCAACAUUCUAAUCUCAAGGUCAUUUUUUCAACAUUCAACUGCUUCUAAUCAAUCAGUUUUCACCAUGCAUGACCUCAUCAAUGAUUUAGCCAAAUUUGUUUUGGGAGAAUUUUGUGUUAGGUUGGAGGAUUAUGACUCCCUCGAGUUUCCAAACAAAAUUCGUCAUUUGUCAUAUCUGAAAACCGGUGUUCAUGAAUUUGAAUAUCUUGGGUGUUUACUUGGUACUAAGAAUCUGCAUACCUUACUAGCAUUACCACUACAGCUGCCGUCUCAUGGAGAGUGCUAUAAGACGAGCAAGUUACAUCUUAUGGCAUUGGGAAAGCUAAAAUACUUGAGACUGCUCAACUUAUCGAAUUGUGAGGUCGGGCAGUUUCUCUAUUCAAUCGACUUACUGAAACAUCUAAGGUACUUGGACUUGUCUCGCACUCAAAUCGAAGAGCUACCCAUCGAAGAGCUACCCGAGGCAGUGUGCAAGCUUUAUAAUUUGCAGACAUUGUUGUUGUUGGAUUGCAAAGACCUCACUCAGUUACCAGCAAAAUUGGGAAGUCUAAUCAACUUACGUCGUCUUGAUAUCAGAGGUUCAAAGAUAAAGAGGAUGCCCACUGGUAUGGAAAAAUUAAAAGAUCUCCAACUACUACGUGACACUGUCCUGGCGGUAGACAAAUCUGAAGAAAAAAUUGAAAAGUUUAAGGAGCCUCAUUUGGGAAAAUCACUCUGUAUCUCAGUACUCACUAAAACUGUCCUUGAUGGGAAUGCUUUGGAGGACGAUAUGAUCAGUGACAAGGAGUUUUUUAUUCAGCUAGCUUUGACAUGGGAAGGUAAUACUGGUGAUUCAGGGAAAGAUGAAGAAGUACUCAAGAAGCUCAAACCUCAUUCAAAUCUGAAGGAGCUCACGAUUGAAUCUUAUGGGCAUACAAGUUUUCCAGAUUGGUUAGGAAGUGAUUCUUUCUGUAAUCUAACUUCUAUUACACUAGCAGAUUGCAAAUCUUGUCUCCACUUGCCACCAUUUGGGCAGCUUCCCUCCCUCAUACAGCUCUGUCUUACAGGGUUAGAUGCAGUGGAGUCGAUUGGUGCUGAGUUUUUUGGUCAUGUAGAAAAGCCAUUUAUAUCCCUGAAAGUUCUGAGUUUCAUAAAUAUGAUGGGGUGGAAAGAGUGGUCAUAUACUGGUGGUAGCGAAGAAAGUGGAAGCUUUCCUGAUCUUCGUAAUCUUCAUCUGAAUCACUGUCCGAAGCUGACUGGGAUGUUACCGCUAGAUAGCAUACGAAACCUUGAAAGCCUCGAGCUGCAGAAGCUGGAUCUCUUUACUGCAUUAUCACAAAAUUCUGAAUGCCUAGAAUUGCUGUCCCUCUGUACCUUGAAGAUACGUGAAUGCCCAAAUUUUCAGUGCUUUCCCAAUGAAGGGAUGCAUGCACCCAGAUUAACAGAGAUGUGUAUCUGUGCAUGUAAGAAACUAAGGUCAUUGCCAGAUGAAAUACACACUUCUCUUCCUUCUCUUCAGAAUAUGAUCCUAGAAGAUUGUCCAGAGCUAGAAUCAUUUCCUAUAGGGGGUUUGCCGUCAAAGUUAAAAACACUUGAGUUUGAUUGUAGCAAAAAGCUCUUGGAAAAUAAGCAAUGGGGUCUACCAAGACUCAACUUCCUUAGAAGCUUAAAACUCAGCUUCAACGGAUAUGAAGGGACUUCAUUUCCACUGGAGGUGGGACUGUUGCCAACUCAGCUCACUUCUCUCUAUUUCUUCAAUCUAAAGAAUGUCACGACAAUCAAAAUCAAGGAGUUUCAAAACCUCAACUCUCUUGAAAAGCUGUUUAUUGGGGAAUGCCCCAAGUUGAGGAACUUACCUCCAGAUGGGUUACCCGCUUCUCUUUAUCAUCUGGGAAUCGAGAAUUGUCCUUUGCUAAAUGGAGGACACAGGACAAUGACACGGGAGAAUUGCCCCGAGGUGAUUGCUCGCAUUCCUCUCGUAACAAAUGAUGGAAAAGAGAUCUAAUGAAAGAUGCUGAUGGCUCCCAUUUCUUGUAUUUGGAAUUAUCAAAUUGUCUCUGAGGCUCCUCUAGUUCACUUGUGAUUUUUGACCAAAUGGCAAGUAAAUGAAACUCUGCUGAUUUUAUCAACCAGCGGUACUCUUGAGGAUUUUAUUUGUUCAGUUCAACAUGUUACAGGUUUCUCUUUUGUUUUCCUACACAUGUAACUGAGAAAUUGUAGUUGCUGAUGGAUUAGCUCAGCAAGCCAUCCAGGAUUUCAUAGAUUGGUGGGGUCUCAACUCUGUUGGCAGUGUAAACCUCAAGCUGCCUGUAAGUAUCAGGUUUUUUGUGAUUUCUUGCGCAGCAAUCAGAUAUCUGCAAUGCUGCUGGAUGUACUCAUGACACGUUGACCUCACCGAUCUGUACAGAUCCAAUUGAGGUCAACACAAAAAUCAGACCUACUGUUGUGGUUGCCAAUUAAAGUGAAAUAAGCUGCUUUGUGUCCACUUUAAACGCUUAUUGUUUAGGUAGCAGAUAUCCUCAUUUUCAUGCGGUGACUAAAGGAUCUUGUUCAGCUAAACCGCCCCUCCGAUGAUCUUCUUUUCGAAACAAAUAUGUUGACAUUCAUCCACCCUGCAGCCAUGGGCGCCAGAGUCUGAACUUCAGAGGAUUAAUUUGUUAAUCAAAUUUAACCAAGGGCACUUGCUCAUAAGAUGAGUUGCAACAUAUUUGACCUUGUACUUGUUCAGUUUCUUUUUUUCUUCCAAAGUAUUCACAAUAUGAAUUCAUCUAAGAUCUCCUUAUUUGAUACAUUGCAUAAAAUGACCAGAGCAAUAUUCUUA
Messenger RNA from Rosa rugosa (rugosa rose), 5052 nucleotides. RefSeq names its product putative disease resistance protein At3g14460. Gene Ontology annotation, molecular function: ADP binding. The record is from RefSeq and is a predicted model, not a curated record. Lineage: Eukaryota; Viridiplantae; Streptophyta; Magnoliopsida; Rosales; Rosaceae. The transcript has 6 exons. Gene Ontology annotation, biological process: defense response to other organism. The coding region runs from base 886 to 4236 and encodes 1116 amino acids.